AGGCAACGUCAGCGUGCACAGCUCCGAGACCGGCUGCUUCAUCAAGAGACUGACGCCCCACAGGAAGGAGAUCUCCGGCAUGGUGUACUGCCCCGGGGACAAGAACCUUAUCACAGUCUCCUGGGACCGUUCGAUCAUGGUCCAUGACGAGUCGGAGCAGGCACCGAAUGUGUGGCGACAGGCGACUUCCAUCCACGAGGGAGAUGUCUCGUGCAUGGCCUACAGCCAGCACCUGGGCCUGAUCGCCACGGGGUCCUCGGACUGCGUCAUCGCGGUCCGGGACUACGCGCGGCUGCGAGGCCACGCCUACCUCCUGGGCCACAAGUGCCACGUCAACUGCCUGGCCUUCGUGGAGCCCUUCAGCCUCCUGGCAUCGGCCGACGUGGGCGGCAACGUGGCGAUUUGGGCCGUGCCCGAGCUCGGCACCAGCCAGAACACCUGCGUGACGCAGGUGCUCACGCGCUUCGUCAACAUGCAGACCCUCGAGAGCUCCGCCUCCGUGCAGUGCCUGUGCCCCGUGUACGAGGCGGAGCCGCAGAAGCUCGCCCUGUAUACCGGAGACGAGGACGGCGACGUGCGGGUGUGGGACCUGUCUCAGCUGCUGGAGGACGCCAAGCUCACGCCAGCCGCCGCGCGUGCUGCUGGCAUGGACCACCGGCGAAAGGACCAGAUCGACGCCUCGCAGAACACCGCGGCGAUGGCGCGGAAGGCGGUCUCGCCAGACGUGCCCGAGCUGCAGAUCGGCAUUAGCCGGCCGGUGGUGCGGCAGGAGACAUCCUGGAAGGCCCACAACGAUAGCGUGCGCUCCUUGGAGGUGUCUCGUGGGAGGGGCCUGAUGGAUUGCCGGGUAGUGGUCCGCACGCAUGCCGUCCAGUAUCGCGUCUGACGAGCGGACUUCGACGGUGCGGUUUCUUCUCAUGCCAGGAUUGUUGUCUGCGGUUUUGGGGCUAACAUCGUGCCUCAGAGCCCGAACAUCGUAAAAAACCGUCCUCUCGAUUUGUCGCGAUGUCUCUUCCCCCUCCACUUCCCUCCCUCCUCCAGUAUAUAUCCUUCCCUCCAUCCAUUCCUCCUCCCUGUUCCUUUUUUGCUACGCUUCUUCCUGAUCCUCCUGCCAAUCAUUCCCGAUAUUCUCAUCGUCGUGCGCCCUCUCCUCCCACGCCCUAGCUGUGCCCCGACCUGGCUCAGCGCCAAGGCGUGUUUGACCGCGAGGCCGUACCUACGAGCAGAAUCUGUCGAUGCGUGUUUGGUCCCGUGCAGUAACUUCAACGAACAGAAACGCUCGGUCCAUAAGGCGACGGUAGGAUCAUCACUCUGUUGUUCCUGAGACGGCCUCUGCCCGCUGCUCUCCUGGCCCUGCUCGUCCUGCUCGUGUAGCUUCUGAUCCUCAUUGUCACUCGUGUUCGUUCUGCGUCCCUUCCUCC
Messenger RNA from Prorocentrum cordatum, 1421 nucleotides. NCBI's taxonomy places the organism in Eukaryota, Dinophyceae, Prorocentrales, Prorocentraceae. The record is from the annotation of a GenBank genome assembly.